Molecule: messenger RNA, 1551 nt
Organism: Colletotrichum fioriniae
Lineage: Eukaryota; Fungi; Ascomycota; Sordariomycetes; Glomerellales; Glomerellaceae
Source: RefSeq, a predicted model, not a curated record
AUGGCGGCUCGCAACAGCCACCCACCCAACAGCACGACGGAGGCCCGGAGAAGCCCAUUUGACGACGGGCCUCUUCCGCCCAUCAAGUCAACCGCGUGCCGCCGAUGCCAUUCGCGAAAGGUGAAGUGCUCCGGCGACCAGCCCUGCCAGAAUUGUCGGCAUGCCGGGAAAGGUGCCGAGUGCACUUACCCGCGCCGCAAUAGACAGGUCAAGGUCAGACAAAGUUAUAUUGACGGUCUUCUGGACGAGAUCCGUCGUCUCAAGAGCCAGGUUGCCUCUCAGAGCGCUUCAACCUCCACAUGUGCGCCGUUAGAUGAUGUGAUAUCAACCACGACUACGACAGCAACACCAUCUCAGAACACCAGUUACACUGGCAACAGAGAGGCACUAUCAACGCCAACGUCCGCCAAUCUAGGCGAUAAUGAAGAGCCCUUGACAGUGGCAGCGGCGGCAGAGGAUGCAGUAGCAGCAGCCGGGGCCACAGCGCCAGCAACGGCAACACUCGAAGUCCGACCGUGGUUCAUCAACGCCAACGUCUUCCGCACCCCGAUCCUCAUCGGCGAGGUCGCCGACGCCGCCUUCUCCACCCGCUUCCGCCAGGUCAUCUCGGACCCCUACGCGCCGCAACCCCGCCACAUGCUCCGCGUCAACUACGCCCCCGACGCCGAGCUCAUGGCCCUCGUCAAGUCUUCCGACGUCGCCUGGCCCACGCCCUCGCGCUCCCGCUUCCUCGUCGAGGUGGCUCUCAAGUAUGUCGCCCGCCGGUACCACGUCGUCCGCCGCAGCGCCGUCAUGCGCGACCUCGAGCAGAGCAUCCACAACCCCUCCUGGGGCGACCUCAUGCUCCGCUCCAAGCUGUGGGCCCUCUUCGCCAUCGGCGAGCUCUACUCGACAAGGUCCAUCCCCUCGGAAAAGGACUUCCCCGGCAUGCCGUAUUUUGCAAAAGCCUCGCGCGUGUUGGGUGUGCUCGACGAGCGGCCCGGCACGGACUCGAUCGAGAUCAUGCUGCUUCUUUCGUUCUACUCGUUGGCCCUGAACCGCCGCUACAGCGCCUUUGUAAUGUCCGGCACCGCGAUGCGCAUGGCCAUCGUCAUGGGUCUGCACCUCAACAUCCCCGAGUCUCAGCUGCGCGACCCGGACCUGCGUGAGCACCGCAAGCGCCUGUUUUGGACGACGUACAUCUUUGACCGCAUCUGGGCCUCCAAGCUCGGCCACCCUACCGCCAUCCAGGACAGCGACGUCGGCGUCGACCUGCCCUCCGAGGCGGCGGAUGAUGGGACGGCAGUGGUGCGGACGCACGCGGCCGACUUUGAGGAUACCGCGUAUCACGUGGCGAGCCUGCGGCUGGCGGCCCUCAUCACCAAGACGGUGCGCUCCAUCUACGGCCAGCGCAGCCAAGGCGAGGCGACGACGCUGUCGACGAGGGUGCAGCAGGCGCUCAAGGACCUCAGGGCCUGGGUGGAGGAUUUGCCUGCCCAUUUGCAGCUUGAUAAUGCUGGGACCGGGCCGAAGCCUAUUUCGCUGCAUUUGUCUUUUAAUCAGGUAUUAUGA